Molecule: messenger RNA, 2832 nt
Organism: Cavenderia fasciculata
Lineage: Eukaryota; Evosea; Eumycetozoa; Acytosteliales; Cavenderiaceae
Product: putative GTPase activating protein
Exons: 7
Coding region: 1-2832 (943 amino acids)
Source: RefSeq, a predicted model, not a curated record
AUGAGUAACACAACACCUACAAACAAUCCUUCUUCCUCAACGACGACACUUGAUAAUUCGUUAAUAAACAAAGAUAAUAACAACAAUAAUGAUUGUAAUAAUGUUAUUCAAUCAUCACUAGAUUCACCAUUACUAAAUCAAGAUAAUAGUUUAAGCAAAGAAAAGUUUAAAAAUCAUAGAUUCGAUAAGCCACUUCCUCUUCCUCCCUCUACACACUCACAUCAUCUAUCAAACUUUACAGACAACUCUAUAUGCUUAUCGAGAUCAGUACCAAAUCUUCAUAUUUCAAACUUGACACAGAAAACAAAGAAUAACAUUUUACCAACAACUUCAACAGCAGCAGCAGCAGCAGCAACAACAGCAGCAGUACUAAACAAUGAAAACAGUGCAAAUAUAUCAAUAACAGUAACACCAAAUGAUACUUUCAGUAAACAAGUACAACCUCAACGUUUGAUUGAACCGAUUGAGAGUGAAGCACCAACUCUUGGAUCACUUUUGAAUAAGGCCAAUCUAUCUGUUGGACAAGAAGAUCAACUAUUUGGAAAUGGACCUCUAGUUAGUGGUAUUAAAACAAAUCGUAAAGGUCGCAUAUUUGAUCAUUUUCUCGUUGUUGGACUACCACCCAAUGCUGAACUCAAAUGCACCGAGCAUGACGAAAAACAGCAACACCAACCUCAAAUCAUAUACAAAUAUCCACCCGAACAACCAUUACCCAAUGAUAUGAUUGCACAGUUUUGUUUUCCCAACCAAGUGACAUCAAGAUCAGCUCAAAGAUCAUCAUCAUUUUCAACUCUUAAUCAAGUCGCCUUUUGUAAUCUUGCUCACCUCUUGAAUAUGGAACAUUCCUAUAUUUUUCUUUUAAACACAAGCUCUACUCUAUACUAUGGUGUUUGUAUAGUUAAAGAAGAAGAUGUAUCAUCAUCUUUAUCAUUCAUGUCAACAAAGGAACAAGAAUCUUUAAAAGAACCAACAUCACAAAAAGAAAAAAGAUCAUUAAAUAGAAGUCAAUUUGAUUUUAUUGCUCCUAGAGCCUAUUGUUUUUUAACAAGGUUUCCAUUCUUUCAAUUACAUUUCCAAAUGUUGCACUCAAUUUUGGAAAGGGAAAGAAUGUUGAUGCUUUUUUCAAUGACUGACAGUAAAGAUCCCUCAUGCAAUAUAUCAACAAUGGAGAUUAUCGACGUUUAUUAUAGUAUAGAUAUGGAAACAAUCAAAGAAAAGAUAUCAUUCAAAGCUCCUGGACAAGACUAUAAAACUGAUUUUCAUUGUCCUCAAGGUUCAGAAGACAGGUCUAUUGGAGAUUGGUCGUUAUUUAAUACAUUUGAGGGUGGAUUGUCCAUCGAAGAUAUACUUUAUGCUUUUAGUUGGGCAUUAAUGGAAAGAUCAAUUUUGGUUUAUUCAAAACAUCUUGGUUCUAUUUCUUCAUUUGUAUUUUCAUUUAUCCCAUUAUUAAAACCAUAUGUAUGGCAAUGUUGUUUUAUACCAAUCCUACCAGAAAGUUUAAUAGAAUCAAUAGAUGCACCUUUUCCAUUUUUAAUUGGGGUGCAACAAUUACCAGAAAAUGUUAUGAAAACGAAAAGAGAUUAUUUAAUAGUUGACAUUGAUAACAAAAAACUAAUAUUUCCAAAUGGCGAAUCAACCUCAUCAUCUAUUCUUUCCCAACAACAACCAAGUCAAUUGCCUCAUCUUCCAGGCACCAAAAAAUUAGAUUAUCACAGUUGGCUAGUUGAUCAAAUCAGUCAGGCCAUUAUUACAUGUAUUAAUAAUAUAUUUUUAGAACAACAAAAACUACAACUACAACAACAAUCGCAACUACAACAACAACAACUACUACAACAACAACAAUCACAACAGCAACAAAUUUUUGACAUUGAAGAAUGUCAAUUAAAUUCAAAUGAUAUUUCACUUUUUUCAAGCAACAAUAAUAUUAAUAAUAAUAAUAAUAAUAAUAAUAAUAAUAAUAAUAAUAAUAAUAAUAAUAAUAAUAAUAAUAAUAAUAAUAAUAAUAAUAAUAAUAAUAAUAUCCCUCUUCCUCUUCCUCUUCCUAUUCCAAUUCCUAUUUUAAAUUCAUUUUCUGGUGAAAAAAGUCCACCUUUUGGAAUAUCGCAAAUCGAUGCAACCACUUCAACUGAAUUGUUAAACAAACAAAGUAUCCAUUUCCUUGAAGAUAAUUUAAAACAAGUCAUUCAAUGCCUUCCCGAAAACUAUCGAUUAUUUUUCGACCAUUUCUUCCAUACACAAAUGUUUCAAUUAAAUGCAGUUCGUAUGAUGCUUCUCACCCAAGAGAGACACAAAACUAGUAUAGGACAAAUAGAAAAACUAGAAUCACUCAUUCAAAUGGAGGAGAAAUCUAAAGAAAAUCUAAAAAAAAAAUUGGAAAUGGAAGCACUUUCAAUGUCUCCGAGCAAAGGCACCAACAGUCUUUUGCCAUCAUUCCUUGGAGGAAUUUCAGACAUUAGAAAAAAGAAAUUGGAAUUUGGUCAUCGAAGAAGUAGAAGUGUCAGCGAUCAAGUGGAAAAGAAUAUUCUAAAACAAUCAAUGAAACCACCAAUAGCAUCAGUCUUUGAAUUGACAUCAUCAGCGACACCCAUUAAUCUAGCAAGCAGUGGUAGUAGCAUACCAAAGUCAAACCUAUCAAGAUCUCAAUCACCUCUAAUUUAUAACGGCGGGAGUAUUGGUGGAGGUGGUUCUACUCCUUCUCUUGGAGAGCUUUUAGAAAGAGAACAAAAAAAUAUUAAUAAUAUUAAUAAUAAUAAUAUUUCACCACCAAUAACCCCACCCCAUGUAGUAGGAUAUGAAAGUCUACCAACUUCUCCUACGACCCCGAGAAAAUAA